Pelmatolapia mariae (spotted tilapia) is the source of this 2178-nucleotide messenger RNA. It is a transcript of the gene gkup, whose product is annotated as glucuronokinase with putative uridyl pyrophosphorylase. The coding region runs from base 98 to 1966 and encodes 622 amino acids. Gene Ontology annotation, molecular function: glucuronokinase activity; ATP binding. The transcript has 23 exons. Gene Ontology annotation, biological process: biosynthetic process. The record is from RefSeq and is a predicted model, not a curated record. NCBI's taxonomy places the organism in Eukaryota, Metazoa, Chordata, Actinopteri, Cichliformes, Cichlidae.
GGCGUGUUUGUGGACACUAAGGUUUAAGCACAUAGCGUAGACGUUUCCUACACACCGUCAGUUUAAAGGUUCCAGAGGAGCCCCGGGACCGGCUACGAUGAUCUGUAUCCUGCUGGUAGCCGGCCACGGCACCGUGUUAGAGGCCCAGAUUAAGAAUGAUGAAACAGGCCUGUACAGCCACCUGAGCGGGGUACCUAAGGCCUUGCUUCCUGGAAUUGGAGGAAAGAAGAUCCUUGACUUUUGGUGGGAAACUGUCAACAUGCGCCAGCUGUUCACAGAGGUCUAUCUGGUUACCAAUGCUGAUAAGUACAAGCACUACGAGCGCUGGGCCACAGCUACCGACUUCCCUGUGGAAAAUAUCAUAAAUGACGGCAGUACUACGCUGGAGGAUCGCCUCGGGGCCGUGGCUGACCUGCAGUUGGUCGUACGCAGCCGGAAGCUGCAGGACGACAUUAUGGUGAUUGCAGGAGACAUGCUGUGUGCAGACCAAAACUUUGACAUUGCUCAAGUUAUUCGCUUCUUCAGGUCAAAGCCCGGUGAGCUGAUCAUAUACUACGAGCUGGAAGAAGGGGAGAAGAGCAGCUCCAGAGGCAUCGUAGAGGUCUGCCAUGAUUCCCACAGGGUAACUCGCUUCUUGGAAAAGCCACAGGAAGGGCAGACGGCGUCCCAGCUAGCCAGCGUGGUGUUCUACUGCAUCCAGAGGGACACGCUGUCCUACAUGUCGGACUUCCUGAGCCAGCAGCCUCAGACCGUGGGCAGGACCUUUGGACAGUUCUGGGAGUGGCUCAUCAAUGAGAAGCAGUGCCCCGUGUUUGGUAUGAAGCUUCCUACUGGCUUCCAGCUGAUCGGACAAGUGGGACUGUCGGACUACACCAAGUGGCUCACCCACUACUCCACCAAGCAGCAAGGCAGCCCUGCUAAACCUAUUACAUGCCGGUCAUACGCCAGGGUGGGACUAAUGGGGAAUCCCUCAGAUGGCUUCAAUGGAAAAACAAUCGCCAUGACCAUCGCUAACUUCUGGGCUGAGGUUACUCUGCUGGAGAGCCAGACUUUGGUUUUAGUCCCUCAUCCACUCAACGACCCCACAGAGUUUGGCAGCCUGCAAGAUCUGUUCUGUAUCAGCAGGAAGGAAGGGUACCUGGGGGGUCUUCGACUGCUACAGGCGACAUGUAAAAAGUUUCACCAGUUCUGCUUCAAACAAGGGAUUGCUUUGACAAAGCAGAACUUCACCCUGAAGUACGACACCAACAUUCCCCGACAAGUGGGCCUUGCUGGAAGCAGUGCCAUCGUCUCAGCUACUCUGAAGUGUCUCAUGAAGUUCUACAACAUCACAGAUAAUGAUCUUCCCAAACCAAUCAGAGCCAACUUCAUCCUCAAUGUGGAGACGGAUGAGCUGUUCAUUACCGCUGGGCUGCAGGACCGAGUUGUACAGGUGUAUGAAGGCUUAGUGUACAUGGAUUUUAGCAAGGAGCUCAUGGAAGAGCACAGCUUCGGAGCCUACAUUCCUAUGGACAUGAGUGAACUUCCACCGUUCUGGCUGGCCUACCUGAGCGACCCCAGUGAUUCUGGCCGUAUCCAUAGCAACAUCCGACAGCGCUGGCUCAGUGGGGAGCCGCUGGUCAUUGAAGCCAUGAGGAGAUUUGCUGAGCUGACUGAUCAGGCCAGGACGGCUUUCCGGGACAAAGACUGGAGCCGCCUGGCUCAGCUGAUGGACCAGAACUUUGAGCUGCGCCGGUCUAUUUACACCGAUGACUGUCUCGGCCCUGGGAAUCUCAAGAUGGUUCAGCUGGCGAGGCAGUUUGGAUCGGCAGUGAAGUUACCCGGCAGCGGGGGGGCGGUGGUGGGUCUGUGCCUGGACCAGGCGAGGCUGGUGGAGAUGAGGCAAGCUUUCCAGGAGGCAGGCUGUGUGUUCUGUGUCAUCUCACCAUAUAACCCAUCUGCCAGCGCUGUCGGUGGCCAACACUAACCUCGCACGUCUCCACACGACUCGGUCGGCUCAGUUGGGGCCAACUCACGGCCGUGGCACAGUGCACGUGUCUGAAAGAGCUCCGGUGUCGUUUCAAAGACUAAAAUCACUACAGUGGAGAACAAAGCUCCAUACUAUGGAGGACCACAAGAGCCACGCGCAUCGAAAUAAAAAAUUCUGUGAUUAAUUUUAAUAAACUGAUUUUUAAAAUG